AUGUUUAUAAAGAAUAGAUUGCUGCGGUCUUCGCAGUUGAGAACAUUCUCGAGUUGUGCCAAGCGGCUUCUAGAACAGGGAACAAAUAAUUCAGAAAAUUCAGUUUAUCAAAUAAAAGAUCAGGUUGAUGAUUACAUUUACAGGAAGUCUCUUGGAAAAAAAUGGAUACCAUUAGUGUAUAGGCAGAAGAAUGCGGACAGACUCAUUUCUAUGAAUGCCGCAGACUCUGAAGGAAGACCAAUAGUUCCAAGAUCACCGCCAGGGGUUCCUUCAGAAGUGAAAUUUAUUAACUUCAUUAACAACAUACUGGUUGAGGGUGAGCUAGAGGAUGUCGAAAAAACGUUUGACAAGGCCGAAAAAAAGGCGUUGGAAAUACUUACGCCGGCUGUCAUUAAUGCAUUUUUGUACAAAAGUGCAGAAUUCGGCGUUUUUGGACCAAAACUUUCGUGGCUUUAUGGUCUUUUAAACUACAAGAAGGAGAAUCAUUUUGGACCUAGGAAUAUUGAGGCAAUUAUACUUCUUAGAGCUAUAGAGGCAAGACAGUGCAAGAUCACUUCAAUGAACUGGGUUUAUAGGAGGCUUCGUCAUGCGUUUAAACACAACAAGCAUGCAGUCUCAGAUACCGCUUUAAUCACAGCUGCAAACUUGGAUAUUUAUACACAGUUACAAAUCAAUAGAUUUGAAGCGGAGGCCUCAGGAAAGCAGAAGUUUUUACCAAUUGAAAAGGCUAUAUUGACAAAAAAGAUCAGCAAGUUUUUGGGAUUGUUCGAAGCGAAAUUUGAGCCAUACAAAUAUUCCGAGGACGAGGAGAUGAAGCAACCAGCAGCCAACUUCAAUCGAUGGCAACAUGCUUAUUCGAUUUUGAAGUUGCUUCAGAUGAAUAUUGAAAUGCUUCCAGCAGAGUUGCAGCCCCAAUUUAAACAGACCUUGGACUUCAUAAAUCCAUUUUUGUCGCAUGUGGAGAAACUCGGCAGUGCCGGUAAAACAAAUGGGUCAUUACUUGACAGAUUGAUUACAAGAUCCACAUUCCCAAAGUACGAAAAGAAGGAUGCUAAGGAAGAGAAAAAGGGCGAACAGGGAGAGAAAAAAGGAGAUGGUGAGGAAACUGAGGGAGAGAAAGGAGAGAAAGAAUGA
This is a messenger RNA of Brettanomyces bruxellensis, 1134 nucleotides long. RefSeq lists its product as uncharacterized. The record is from RefSeq and is a predicted model, not a curated record. NCBI's taxonomy places the organism in Eukaryota, Fungi, Ascomycota, Pichiomycetes, Pichiales, Pichiaceae. The transcript has a single exon. The coding region runs from base 1 to 1134 and encodes 377 amino acids.